Molecule: messenger RNA, 4139 nt
Organism: Vitis vinifera (wine grape)
Lineage: Eukaryota; Viridiplantae; Streptophyta; Magnoliopsida; Vitales; Vitaceae
Product: probable manganese-transporting ATPase PDR2
Exons: 22
Coding region: 240-3812 (1190 amino acids)
Biological process (GO): intracellular calcium ion homeostasis
Cellular component (GO): endoplasmic reticulum membrane
Molecular function (GO): P-type ion transporter activity; ATP binding; ATP hydrolysis activity
Source: RefSeq, a predicted model, not a curated record
UAACUUUUCGUCUGUUUUCUUUCCUACUAUUUCUCAAGAACCAAACAUAACCUAAUUGUUAUUGAGGUCCAGCCGUCCGGAGGCCAAGCUCUGUUUUUCUCUCUUCCAGUCUCCCUAGGGCGAAACGCUCUGAUCUCUCUCUUCGGACCAAUCGCCGCUAUAACAGCAAAAGAGAGCUUGGAGAAGGAUUACUUUGGCACUCAAUUUUUCACCUUUUAGCUUGGUGGGCAGAUAGGGAGAUGUUGAGGUUCCAUGUUGGAGGUAAAGUAGUGGAGGAUGUUGAUUUGUUGAGGAAGAGGCACUGGCCUUGGCGCUUGGAUGUAUGGCCUUUCGCCAUCCUCUAUACCAUUUGGCUAGUAACCGUUGUUCCCAGCAUUGACAUAUCCGACGCCAUCAUAGUUUUUGGUGGACUUGUGGUACUUCAUAUUCUGGUCUGGCUCUUCACUGCUUGGUCAGUGGAAUUUAGAUGCUUUGUUCAGUAUAGUAAGGUUAAUAGCAUUCAACAAGCUGAUGCUUGCAAAAUAACUCCAGCAAAAUUCUCUGGAUCUAAGGAAAUUGUACCACUUCAUUUUCGUAAAUUACUGGUAGGUUCUUCAUCCUCAGAUGUAGAAGAGAUUUACUUCGAUUUCAGAAAGCAAUGCUUCAUCUAUUCAAAGGAGAAGGAGACAUUCUUCAAGCUUUCUUAUCCUUCCAAGGAAAGCUUCGGCUACUAUCACAAAAGUACUGGACACGGCUCAGAAGCUAAAGUUGUUGCUGCUACUGAGAAGUGGGGACGGAAUGUAUUUGAAUAUCCACAGCCCACAUUCCAGAAAUUAAUGAAAGAGAACUGUAUGGAGCCAUUUUUUGUUUUUCAGGUCUUCUGUGUCGGUCUCUGGUGUUUGGAUGAAUAUUGGUAUUACAGUUUGUUUACCCUAUUCAUGCUAUUUAUGUUUGAAUCUACAAUGGCAAAAAGUCGGCUAAAGACUCUAACUGAGCUCAGACGUGUAAGAGUGGACAAUCAGACGAUCAUGGUGCAUCGCUGUGGGAAGUGGGUGAAGCUCUCUGGGACAGAACUUCUCCCAGGGGAUGUUGUCUCCAUUGGACGCUCUUCUGGCCAGAAUGGAGAGGAUAAGACUGUACCAGCUGACAUGCUUAUAUUAGCUGGAAGUGCUAUUGUGAAUGAAGCCAUUCUUACAGGCGAAUCUACCCCCCAAUGGAAGGUAUCAAUCAUGGGUAGGGGAAAUGAGGAGAAGUUAUCAGUGAAGCGAGAUAAAAACCAUGUCCUUUUUGGUGGGACAAAGAUAUUGCAGCAUACUCCUGAUAAGACCGUUCAUCUUAAAACCCCAGAUGGGGGCUGCUUGGCUGUUGUUCUACGAACUGGCUUUGAAACAAGUCAAGGAAAACUGAUGCGGACCAUUUUAUUUUCAACAGAGAGGGUUACUGCUAACAGCUGGGAAAGCGGGCUCUUCAUUUUGUUCUUAGUCAUAUUUGCAGUAAUAGCUGCCGGUUAUGUGCUCAAAAAGGGCCUAGAAGAUCCAACAAGAAGUAAAUACAAGCUUUUCUUGAGUUGUUCAUUGAUUAUUACGUCUGUGAUCCCCCCUGAGUUGCCAAUGGAGUUAUCAAUAGCUGUUAAUACAUCUUUGAUUGCAUUGGCACGGCGUGGGAUAUUUUGUACGGAACCUUUUCGAAUUCCAUUUGCUGGAAAAGUUGACAUAUGUUGUUUUGAUAAGACUGGAACACUUACAUCAGAUGACAUGGAGUUCCGUGGAGUCACUGGGUUGACGGAUGCUGCAGAUCUAGAGUCAGAUAUGAGUAAAGUGCCUGCCCGCACUGUUGAAAUUUUGGCUUCCUGUCAUGCCUUGGUGUUUGUGGACAACAAGCUGGUUGGUGAUCCUCUUGAGAAGGCUGCCCUUAAAGGAAUAGAUUGGUCUUACAAAUCUGAUGAGAAGGCUGUGCCCAAAAAGGGAAGCGGCCAAGCUGUGCAAAUUGUUAAGAGACACCACUUUGCCUCUUACUUGAAACGAAUGUCAGUUGUUGUUCGCGUUCAGGAGGAAUUCCUUGCUUUUGUGAAGGGGGCUCCAGAAACUAUUCAGGAGAGGCUUGUUGAUUUGCCACCUUCCUAUGUUGAGACCUACAAGAAAUACACGCGUCAAGGAUCUCGUGUUUUGGCCCUUGCUUUCAAGUCCCUUCCAGAAAUGACAGUUAGUGAAGCUAGGAACAUGGAUAGAGAUGUGGUGGAGAGUGGCCUUACCUUUGCAGGUUUUGCGGUAUUUAACUGUCCUAUUAGAGCAGAUUCAGCUACUGUUCUGUCUGAAUUAAAAGGAUCAUCCCAUGACUUGGCAAUGAUUACUGGUGAUCAAGCUUUGACAGCUUGUCAUGUUGCUGGCCAAGUUCAUAUUAUUUCAAAGCCAACAUUAAUUCUUGGUCCAGCAAGGAAUAGUGAAGGAUACGAGUGGAUUUCACCAGAUGAAACUGAGAUAAUUCGCUACAGUGCGAAAGAGGUUGAAGCUUUAUCAGAAACCCAUGAUCUCUGCAUUGGAGGUGACUGCUUCGAAAUGUUACAACAGACUUCUGCUGUUCUACAAGUCAUUCCCUUUGUGAAGGUAUUUGCAAGGGUUGCUCCUGAGCAAAAGGAACUUAUAUUGACCACUUUCAAAACAGUGGGAAGGAUGACAUUGAUGUGUGGUGAUGGAACCAAUGAUGUUGGAGCUCUGAAACAGGCCCAUGUAGGAGUUGCUUUAUUGAAUGCUAUGCCACCAACUCAAACUGGAGGAUCUUCCUCAGAAGCAUCUAAAGAUGAAACUAGCAAGUCUGUCAAGUCAAAGAAACCCAAGCCUGCAACAGAAACAACCAAAGCCCUUAGUCUGAAUGGAGAAGGCCCUUCAAAAGGCAGAUCUGCCUCAAAGUCAGAAUCCACCAGUCACUCAGCUGCUAAUCGCCAUCUGACGGCUGCAGAGAUGCAACGUCAGAAGCUGAAGAAGCUCAUGGAUGAACUGAAUGAGGAGGGUGAUGGUCGCGCAGUUCCCAUUGUGAAGCUUGGGGAUGCUUCAAUGGCAUCACCAUUCACAGCAAAGCAUGCAUCAGUUGCUCCUACCACUGACAUUAUUCGUCAAGGCCGCAGUACUCUAGUGACAACCCUUCAGAUGUUUAAGAUUCUUGGCCUCAACUGCCUUGCAACAGCUUAUGUGCUGAGUGUCAUGUAUUUAGAUGGCGUCAAACUUGGUGAUGUCCAAGCUACCAUAAGCGGUGUAUUCACAGCUGCUUUUUUCCUAUUUAUCUCACAUGCACGACCCCUUCCUACACUAUCAGCUGCACGUCCCCACCCUCAUGUCUUCUGCUCCUACGUCCUCCUGUCUCUCCUAGGACAGUUUGCCCUCCAUUUGUUCUUUUUGAUUUCUUCUGUGAAGGAGGCUGAGAAAUAUAUGCCAGAUGAAUGCAUUGAGCCAGACUCUGAUUUCCACCCUAACCUUGUGAACACUGUAUCAUACAUGGUGAACAUGAUGAUCCAAGUGGCAACCUUUGCUGUGAACUACAUGGGCCAUCCUUUCAACCAGAGUAUCCCAGAAAACAAACCAUUUUUCUAUGCCCUUUUUGGCGCUGUUGGUUUCUUCACAGUCAUCACCUCUGAUUUAUUUAGGGACUUGAAUGACUGGUUGAAAUUGGUGCCCAUGCCAGUGGGAUUGAGGAACAAGCUACUGAUCUGGGCUUUCCUCAUGUUCUUGGGCUGCUAUUCAUGGGAAAGAUUGUUGAGGUGGGUUUUCCCUGGUCGGAUUCCAGCCUGGAAGAAGCGACAAAGAAUGGCUGCUGCUAACCUAGAAAAGAAGCUACUCUGAAAAAAUGAAACCUGACAUAGUAGAGAGAACUGCAAGCCACCACUACAGCAACGCCUUCUGGGAGAACCGUGCUGGUAAGACAGCAGCAGCUGCAGCAGACGAGCAAUGAAGGUGAUAUAGCAGGACAUUUUUGGUCAAGUAAUUAAUUAAUUGUUGUCUCAUUAAAAAUUAUGAGUUUCUUUUUUUUUUUCCUACCCCCGUAGAAGUUGUUAUCCUUGUUCUUAUAAUGAGAGUAGGACGAUUUGAAAAGGCAUUUUGCCAACUGCAAUUCAAGUUGUCAUGAAAUAUUGAACUCAGCUCAAGAAUGAAGUGAAAACAUUCAAACCA